AUGUCUACAUCUCUACUGCAUCAAGAGUUCUCCACCGAAAAGGGGCAAUCAUGUUCUCCAAUACCCCAUAGCAAUCAUUUGAAUCUAAAAUCAUCUGCAUUAAGAACCAACAGCAAUUCUACAAAUAAAAAUAGUCACAUUGAAACCAUCGAUGCAAACGGAUCAUCAAACAGUAGCAUAUCUGAGGAACCAACCAUUAAUGGCUCAACAUAUUCAAAUACCACGCCAACAGUUCAGCCUGAAGUGUUCGGCGAACUGCACACGACAACAACAACCCACAAUUCCGCAAACAACAGCACCAGAGCAGAAAGAAACAAAUUUCCGAAUAGUCACCCACACCAGCAAGAGACUAAGAACAAUGGUGAAAGUAAUUCUCCUGUAAAUUCUCCUAAACAUUUUCCCAUUGAAGAUUUGAGACACAGUCUUUUGUACAAAGCAGGAUCGGCAGCUUAUCAUAAAUCGGCGACUUCUUCGAAACAGAGUUCUACAACAUCAUUGAAAGAUGGCCUCAAUAAUUUGAAUGCUCAUUUUUUCCAGAAUCCAUCGUUGGAUAACAGUGUUAUGUCAGAUUUGGAAGAAUCACCAGUUCCCAAUGAGAGAAACUCUGUCCAAGAUGCGGGCACCCGCUCGCAUACAGCUAGAUUUAGUGUUCAAUCUACAACGUCAUUACCAGCUACUAUACUGCAGAGUAGAGUACCAAAUAGUAAUAGAUCUAGCUUUUUCCCUUUCAAAUCUUACACAACUUCACCAGUAAAGGAGACUAAGCAUGUUUUUUUGGAGUAUGACCCAAUCACCCGGAGAAAAGUGCUUAACACGUAUGAAAUUUUAAGAGAAAUUGGGAAAGGUGAACACGGGAAAGUAAAGCUAGCAAGGGACUUGAUUAACAAUGAGUUAGUCGCUAUCAAGAUUGUCAAUAGAAGAUCACGAAAGGAGAGACCUUCACUACGGAUGCGGAAGAAUUCGAGCGCACCCAUCGUAAAUGAAUAUGAAUUGAAAGUUAAGCGUGAAAUAGCAAUAAUGAAAAAGUGUCGUCACAAGCAUAUAGUGGCAUUGCGUGAAGUUUUGGAUGAUUUAAACUCAUUAAAGAUUUAUCUUGUUUUAGAGUAUAUGGAAAAGGGUGAAAUAAAAUGGAAAAAACUACAAUCAGAUGUAGCGAAACCAACUGCUGGCAAAUGCUAUGAUGUCGACGAUAACGAGAUUCCUUGCUGUGGCAAUGGAAGAAUGCAACAGCGGCAACCGAGUCUUUUAACUGACGAAGACUUAUUGUCGAAUGAAUUUUCUCCAAAUUUGACUUUUAAACAGUCAAGAAAGAUAUUUAGAGACGUUUUACUAGGACUAGAGUAUUUGCACAUGCAAGGAAUUGUUCACCGUGAUAUCAAACCAGCAAACUUGCUAGUCUCAGCCGACAAUAUUGUCAAGAUUAGCGAUUUUGGCGUUUCAUUUGCCACCUCUUUGGCUGAAAAUGAUGAAGGACACUUGGUAAAUGAAUUAGAUUUGGCUAAAACUGCGGGGACACCAGCAUUUUUUGCUCCCGAGUUAUGCCAAUUUGACGAUGAAACGCCCACAGAUAAGUUGUCUUCCAACGAGCCGAUGACCCCUCCUAAGAUUGACUACAAAAUUGAUAUUUGGGCAUUAGGUGUGACAUUGUACUGUUUGCUAUUUGGCAAGGUACCAUUCAAUGCUGAUACAGAGUAUGACCUCUUUCAAGUUAUUGUCAAAGAGCCGCUACAAUUCCCUGAUUCCAUUGAAGCAUUCAAUCCUCCAGCAACAGUGACAGAGGAAGAAUUUGAACUAGCUAAAGAUCUAUUAUCUAAGAUGUUGGACAAGAACAACCGAACCAGAAUCGAAAUCCAAGAUAUUAAAGAGCAUCCAUUUACUUUGAUGGAUUUGGAUACCGACGUGGAUGGCUUACAUGAAUUGUUUCAUCUUAAUGGCGACAACACAUCUGAGCCAAUAACUUUUGACUUAGACGAACACGACAUAGUCCUGAAAGAUGAAGUCGAUAAUGCAGUUAUUGGGGUAGGAGCAAGAAUCAAAAGAAGCUUAGUUAGGGCAAUACGUGCUGGUGGAUUGAAGGAUGGCGAAAUCAGAAAUAAAUUUGCUGCUUUGCAACUAGAGCAUUCAAGGAGCGAAAAUAGUGAGGAAUCUUCUAGUGGUUAUUCCAACUAUAGCUCCAGCACCAGAUUGUUGGGCUAUCAAAACGGUCAAAACUACUCAAUGAUAUUGUCAGAAGGCUUACCAGUUUCAUCUGCCACUCCUCCUCCUGUUGCUCAGCCAUUUGUGACACAACAGAAGAGAUCGUCGUUGUUGCUGCCAAAAAGUGGGAAUAUCCCUGAGAAGAAUAACCCGCAUUUCCCGUCAUCAUUGGCCCAUCAAAUACCAAACCCAUCGUCCCCUUCUUCCUCCUCAUCAUCAUCGAUGGCCUUUCAAAACCAUUUCUCCUUUGCGGGCAUUAGAGAAGGUGGCAAAAGUCUAUUACAAGAUAUGAUCGAAUCCAAUAGCAACAGCUCUAGCAGAAGAGGCAGUUCUGCUGGAAUAACUGUUUCGGAGGCACCACAAAUUGAAACAAAAAGAAAUGUUGGAGGGGAUUUAUAUUUGAAGAACCAAUCUGUUGUAGAGACAUUCAAAGGGAUACAACUCCAAGAUGACAAGAGACGAAGAUCAAGUAUUUUUUCACUUCAUUCACAAAUUGGAACAAAUUCCAACAAGAGCUCCUUAUCUCAUGAAUUGACACCAACUCAAACAGGACUGGGAGCUUCCACUCAGCAACAGCAUCAGCACUAUUCAAAUAUAGCAGCACCUAUUCCGGUACCAGUAUCUGCAAAACAGUCUAUUUCGGAUAAGGAACAAGGCAUCAAGGCACCAUUACUCCAGCAAGAAAAGAAUGCCAUGGGUAAACCAUACUUAAAGAUUGGUCCCAUUAGCAUUGCAAGAGAAGACGACAAGCCUGACGAUAAUCAGCCCGACUCUUCUAUUAUAUCAUUACCAUUAAGUGAAAGCUUUGCGUCCUUGGAUAGUAUAAAUGAUGACUAUCUAAGUAGAAAGUAUGAGGAAUACACCAGCAAUAGAAAAGAAAAUUCAAAGUCUGAGGGAAAUGUGCCGGUGAUACUGUUGCGGAGAAAGUCAAGUCUUUCGGAAUCAGAUUUAACGAGACGUGUUCUGUUGAAUGACCCUUUCGGUAAGUUUAAACCUGAUGGAAGUGAGAUAGCUGAGAAGUUCAAGGCUUUUAAUCUUGGAAAUCUGAUGAAGACUGGGAGCAAAUUUGCUUUAAAAGAUUGUGAACUCAGUGGCGGUCAACAGGUAAAGGGCAAAAAAUAUGAAAGCAGUGAUGACGGCAUUGCUCCGAAAACAGUGGUACCCACUAUAGCAUAUUCGAGUUCUGAUUCUUACUCUUCGUGUUCGUCUAGCAGUUCGGACGAGGAAGAUGAAUCUGACGACGAUGAAGAGAAUUUGACGUUGGCAUUUCAGUCUAAAGUUGCUCCUAUUUCCAGAGCCAAUUUCUUAUCGUUGACAGGACGAGCUAAAUCACAUGACUCAAAUUUACCAACCCUCCGACAAAAUCGUGAAAAAAAUAAACAACUAAAUCAUGAGUUUCAGGGGCCAAUAAUUUUCCACGAUGGUUUGCCUGAAUUUGAAGAUGUUCCAGAUGGCUUAAUUGGCAACAAUGCAAUUGGUAGUAGCAACGUCAAUGGUAAUAAUACAUUUAAUUCCGGCUACAGCUACUAUGACAAUGUCAACCCUACUGUCGUUUCUAGUAAUGUAUCUACAGCCACUUUAACAGUAGGGAUGGCACCAAGUGAGUCUGCAGAAACAAAGCUUGAAGUACCAGCUCAAGAAAAUGCUGUACAAGUUUCAUCGCCAUCAAACCCACAAAAAAAUAUCCUGUCUCGAAGUGACGUUUUGAAAGAUCUUAAAAAGAAAACAGACGUUUCAUUUGGAGAAAACUUUUGCAAUAAUCAGUUUAACAACCAUUACAAAAAAGAUCCAGUUUAUUCGCCAUUCCCCUCCGCUAAACAUUUAGAUAAUGAUCCGGAAAAAAUAGUAAAGGAAUCAGUUAACAAAUUUCAUGAGCAUAGACCAACUUACUACAGAUCAAACUCGGUAACCAUUGGGUUAUUACAUAGAAGCAAGCAUAGAGAAGAGGAUGAGGAUGGACUGCAAAUGAGUAAUGAUUUAGGACAGCAUCAUACUGAAGAAAAACAAGGAUAA
Molecule: messenger RNA, 4209 nt
Organism: Candida dubliniensis CD36
Lineage: Eukaryota; Fungi; Ascomycota; Pichiomycetes; Serinales; Debaryomycetaceae
Product: serine/threonine protein kinase
Exons: 1
Coding region: 1-4209 (1402 amino acids)
Biological process (GO): protein phosphorylation; intracellular signal transduction
Cellular component (GO): cytoplasm
Molecular function (GO): ATP binding; protein serine/threonine kinase activity
Source: RefSeq, a predicted model, not a curated record